Molecule: messenger RNA, 2035 nt
Organism: Leguminivora glycinivorella
Lineage: Eukaryota; Metazoa; Arthropoda; Insecta; Lepidoptera; Tortricidae
Gene: Tango9
Product: solute carrier family 35 member F6
Exons: 5
Coding region: 751-1878 (375 amino acids)
Cellular component (GO): intracellular membrane-bounded organelle; membrane
Molecular function (GO): catalytic activity
Source: RefSeq, a predicted model, not a curated record
GGUAUGUCACAACAUCAUAAUUCGACCCUAAAUGAUAAUGCCAGCUCCAUAAACAAAAGUAGGUCAAUAUCAUUAAUUCAUAAGGAGGAAAAUGUACAACAUGAAACAAUUCUGGAUAAGUCAUCGACACCUGCGCCUAAUGAACAACAUAUAUCUAAAUCUACUAAUACGUUUAGUAUACUGGCUGGCGUGACGUACAAGGAAAAUAAAAUGACACAUAUCGAAACCGGUCCGCCUCAAAUGACGGGAAGUCAGGAGAUCAGCUGUUUUGCCUCCGGCACACAAAACACCGCGAUAAGUAACAUUGACCCAAGCAAUGAGGGCGUGCAUGGUAAAGAGGAGGAUAAAUGGAAAACUGUUACCUAUCGUAAAAGAAAAUCUUCUGGUCGCUUUAAUGGACAGGUGGGAACGGCUACUUGUGAUAUCAACAGCAAGUUCAGAGCGGCUGAGAAAUGCAUUCCUAUUUUUAUAUCCAAAAUACACCAGGAUACAAACGAGAAUGACAUAAUCGAUUAUAUCAAAACAAAAACUCAUGAAAGUGUAUCGUUAGAAAAAAUCAUAAUGAAAAAGAAACAAAAUCAUAAAGCUUUCAAAUUUUUUGUAUGCGAGAGUAAAUUACCAUUAUUUCUCGACACUAGUCUGUGGCCUAAAGACAUUGUUUUUAGGCGUUUUGUGCAUUUCAAGCACAGAUAUGCGAACACGAACAGAGGUGCAACUGAAGGCGGCAUGUAACUAUAUGUAUAAAUAAUAAUGGAACAACACAACAUAAAAUUAACUACUUUUAACUGUAAAAGUGUCAAACGAUCAAUUAAUUAUGUUAAACAACUUUGUAAAUUCUACGAUAUAAUCGCCUUACAAGAAACGUGGCUAUUACCGAAUGAAAUAUCAUAUUUAGGUAAUAUUAGCAGCGAUUACUCGUUUACUGGAACAUCGGCGGUGGAUACAUCUAGUGGUAUGCUGAAAGGGCGGCCGUACGGCGGAGUGGCGCUUCUGUGGCGGAGUAAUCUGUUUCAAAGUGUAUCUGUGCUACAGUGUAGUAAUCCACGCGUAUGUGCGGUUAAAAUAGUGUCUAACGAUCGGCCGUUUAUAGUUGUCUGUGUGUAUAUGCCCACGGAUUGUACAGAUAACUUACCUGAGUUCACGGAUUGCCUUAGUGCGGUGAGUGCAAUAGUAGAUGAAUGUGAAGUGGAAUCUGUUUAUAUCUUGGGAGACUUUAACGCGCAUCCAGCCGGCGUGAUCCUGGGGCUGGUGAUCGUGGGGUCGACGGACGCCAUCUUCCGCGAGCCCGGCGAGACCAAGGGGCCCAACAGCCUCAUCACCGGCGACCUGCUCAUCAUCGUGGCGCAGGUCAUCACCUCCUGCCAGAUGGUCUACGAAGAGAAAUACGUUAGAGGGUUGAACAUCCCGCCGCUGCAAGCGGUGGGGUGGGAGGGCGUGUUCGGGUUCUCGGUGCUGUCCGCGCUGCUGGUGGUGUUCUACUGGACGCCGGCGCCGCCGCACUUCGGCCACAACGCGCGCGGCACCGUCGAGGACGCCGUCGACGGCCUAGUGCAGAUAGGAAAUAACCCCGUACUGCUAGUGGCGAUUCUCGGAACGAUAGUCUCGAUCGCUUUCUUCAACUUCGCCGGCAUCAGCGUGACCAAGGAGAUGUCUGCCACCACCAGGAUGGUGCUGGAUUCCGUAAGGACGCUGGUGAUCUGGAUGGUGUCGCUGGCGGUGCGCUGGCAGGUGUUCCACUGGCCGCACCUGCUCGGGUUCGCCGUGCUCAUCUACGGCAUGGCCGAGUACAACGCGCUCGUGCCGCGCUGCCGCCGCGCGCCUGCCCCCGCGCCCGCGCCCGACAGCGCCGCCGCCGACGACGACCACGAGGAGGCCUAGCUCCGCCCCUGCCGGCGUGGUUGCUUAAUGAAAACGACGCAGCCGCGAACGCGUUCGAUCACCAAACGAAGAAUGACAAUGCGCUUGCUAUGAUAUAUUUUUACCGUGUUCGAUUUCAAGGGGUUUUCCUACAUUUCGUUGAUCGCGAUCAAAGCAU